GAAAACUCUUCAUAGCUUCAGGGGGGUGGAGGUAAACAGAAAAAUAGUAUAUAAGAUGCUUUGAGGCAGACUUCCAUAGUGAAGACUUCCUGAUUCUGACAGGAGGGGUCUGAAAAAAAGCUACUUCUUCAGGCUCCACCUUCAAAGACUCACUUCAUUGGAAGAAAGCUAGGUACCAGUCUGCUGUAGCACUUGCAGAAAGUUUCAUACCUACCCCAGCUGCAUUCAGGCUACCCGCAGUCAGCUGGAAGUUUUCUGCUGCUGUAAGCAAAAAUGCCAGCAAGAUCCACUGCUCAGCUGGCAUGGCUCUGCAUUGUCACUGUGUCUGUGGCAAUCUAUCCAGCACUGCUGCAGAAGCCUCCUAAAAGGAGAACAAUCAAUGGGAAUGCACAGUCCAAGAUGACAGGCUGCUGCGAUGAGAUGAAAGAGCUCAAGCUGCAAGUAGCCAACCUGAGCAGAAUGCUGCAGGAGCUGAGCAAGAAGCAGGAAGGUGACUGGGUGAAUGUGGUUAUGCAGGUGAUGGAGCUGGAAGGGAGCACCAAGCAGAUGGAGUCCCGCCUCAUUGAUGCUGAAAGCAAAUACUCCGAAAUGAACAACCAGAUAGAUAUCAUGCAACUCCAGGCAGCUCAGACGGUCACACAAACUUCAGCUGUAGAUGCUGUCUAUGACUGCUCAUCACUUUACCAGAGGAACUACCGAAUCUCUGGCGUUUACAAGCUACCUCCUGAUGAAUUUUUGGGCAGUCCAGAUCUGGAGGUGUUCUGUGACAUGGAGACAGAUGGAGGUGGCUGGACUAUCAUCCAAAGACGUAAAGUUGGAUUGACAUCUUUCAAUAGGGACUGGAAACAAUACAGGGAAGGAUUUGGCAAUAUUCGGGGAGAUUUUUGGCUGGGAAAUGAAAACAUCUACCGACUUUCAAGACGCCCCACUGUUCUGAGAGUUGAGUUGGAGGACUGGGAAGGGAACAUACGCUAUGCACAAUACAAGCAAUUCACCCUGAGCAACGAAAUAAAUAGCUAUCGUCUUUUUGUCGGGAACUACACUGGCAACACAGGGCGUGAUUCUCUAAGGUAUCACAACAACACAGCCUUCAGCACGAAGGACAAGGACAACGACAAGUGCGUGGAUGACUGUGCCCAGUUUCGUAAAGGUGGAUAUUGGUACAACUGCUGCACAGAUUCCAAUCUGAACGGAGUUUACUACCGCAAAGGAGAACACACAAAGAACAUGGAUGGCAUCACCUGGUACGGGUGGCACGGAUCGACCUACUCACUGAAGAGAGUUGAGAUGAAGAUCCGGCCACAGGAUUUCAAACCGUAGAGGGAAACAGUAUUUGAUUGUACAGCUACAUGAUGCCACUGCACAGAAGGUGGGCAACAAACAGCUCAAAAUCAGCCAAAUAAUUGUUCAUUUCAUCUAAUAUGUGCAACAGCUACAUACCGGCUACGUACACACACAAACACACAGGUGCAUUAAGCACCAGCCACAGCCACUAGUGUUACCAGGGCUCAGACUUAUUUCCUCAUCUUCAAGCUCUUUCCAAAGGGAAAAAUACUGUGUUAGAACAGGUUAGAACACAAUGCACUUACAGCACCUUCAGAAAACUCAUUGGUGUGUUUUCACUAUCACUGUGACUAGUGUGUCACCUUAGAACUAACCAGCCAAGCAGGGACUAAAAAGAAAGCCUCCUUGUUGUCUUUCCUUCAGUGUCCAGAGCAAGCAUUGCUUGUCCAAGAGGGACUUAAAUCACAAAAAUGACACAUUCAUUUCAAGCCAGAGGAAUCGAUCAGAAGUGUCUCUGAUGCACCUUUCCUUAGUGUAUAGUAAGUGGCUUACAUUCCCACAGAGGAAAAAGACAAAGCUCGAAAGCUUUAGAUUAGUUAGUAUUCAGGUUCUUUUCUGAACUUUUACUGCCAUCUCCUGCUACUGUCUCAAGUAAGUCCCCACAGAGGGCUGCACCCAGCAUAUAGUAACCCUGGAGGAAGGAUUUGUGCCAUAUGCUCUGUGACGUUUAUUCCUAUCCAUAGAUUACCUAGAGGUUGAUAAACUAGAAAGCAGCUUUCUGGGCUGCCAGCAAAUUAUGUUCAGGUUAGAACAUGAGUGUGCUAUAUGUCACUAGGACCAAGAGAGAACAGCGAGUGAGAAAAAAAUCCAGACCCGGCCAAAAAAACUCAAUUCCAACACGUAAACCCACUGUAUCCAUGAGCAAAACACUAGUACACACCAGAGAAUCCAUAAGUGCCAAAGUUAUUCAGACAUAAGGGAAUGUUCGCUAGCAUACCGCAAUGAGGAAUAUUAAAAUCUGUUCUGAAAACUACCCCAAUUACAAGUUACCUAGAGAUGUUAUGUCAAAAAUUAGUAUGUUUCUCCCUUACAUAACACAGUGUUAAAAAUAACAGUUAAAAAAAGAGAGACUCUUCCUGUAGCCAUACCAUUGUUUGAAUAUGUUGGAAAAGGCAGUUAUCGUUAAUAUAUCUAUUUUUAUUCAACUUAAAGAGAGUUUGAAUCUAAUUUAAAUUGUUCAGUCUUGUGUGAAAUGGAAGAGAAAGGUGUCUUGGGAAUUGCCUUACAUAUGUUUGACUAUUCAUACUGCAAAUUUCAACUGUGUGGAACUAUAGUUGGAACCAUUCUAACUGUGGUCCAUAAAAUGGAUUUGUAAAGGUUUCUAAACUUUUUAAUUGCUAAUAAAUUGUCUUUCAUUUUUAAUCCUGCUUUAUUUCAAGUCUUUGCUCCUUUAACUUGCUUUUUGAUACACAAAGAAACAGCUGCACAAGUGAUUGAGGCCAGGCAAGGGAAUAUACUGAAUUCUGUAUUUUCCUCAGAAAAACAAGAGAGGACAAAGGAGGCAAGAGUAAAAGAGGGGAAAAAAACAGAAAAGCAGAACCCCAAGGAAGUAGGAGGGCUGAAAAUUCACUGCAGACAAAGCUAAGUUUUUACUCAACCAAAAUCAAUUUGUCCACCUCAAAUGGUAAGAGUUAACAUUUCUGUGAUAUGAAACUUGAAAUUCACAUUUUAAAACAUGUAGUUCAGUACCAAAUCCUGUGCAGGUAUUUCAGGCUAACAUCUUUCUUAUUGACAAAGCUCAGGAAACAAUACACUCUUGUUAUAAUAUCUUCUAUUUGGUAAAUGAAGAAGAGACCUAUCUAAGCCAUGUAAGCAGAUUAUGAUGAGCAAUUUUAAUUAAGAACUUCAGCUUUUCUAGCUUAUUUAUAUGCAAGUGUAGAAAUCUUGUCUCGUUUAACUUACAGCUACUCCACAACAUCCCAUAUUGAACUUGAAGGAUGAGAGGUGGAAAUCAGAAGACUUUACCUUUUCCUGCACAGCUUCCCAUGGCUUCUGUCAUGAUUUUUAACCACAUAAUAGGAGGACAGAACUCAGGAGCUAGGAGUGUACAUCUACAAGGCAGUUAGCAAGCCUACAACAACGACUUGUGACAGAGAGUAAAAUCCUAAGUAUUGUCUAGAUUCAUCCUAAUGGUAUCCUAAAUUGCAUACUGAUGCAAGAGCGUAAGUCUCAUCAG
Messenger RNA from Falco peregrinus (peregrine falcon), 3520 nucleotides. RefSeq names its product angiopoietin like 7 (gene ANGPTL7). The transcript has 5 exons. Bases 274 to 1320 code for a protein of 348 amino acids. The record is from RefSeq and is a predicted model, not a curated record. NCBI's taxonomy places the organism in Eukaryota, Metazoa, Chordata, Aves, Falconiformes, Falconidae.